Molecule: messenger RNA, 4034 nt
Organism: Notothenia coriiceps (black rockcod)
Lineage: Eukaryota; Metazoa; Chordata; Actinopteri; Perciformes; Nototheniidae
Product: multiple PDZ domain protein-like
Exons: 10
Coding region: 293-1264 (323 amino acids)
Molecular function (GO): protein binding
Source: RefSeq, a predicted model, not a curated record
GGUGAACGGGGUGGACCUGCGCGGGGCGUCUCACGAGGAGGCCAUCGCCGCCCUGAGACAGACGCCGGCGACGGUCCGACUGACGGUGCUGAGGGACGAGGCGCAGUACAGAGACGAGGAGAACUUGGACGUCUUCAAGGUGGAACUGCAGAAGAGGAGCGGCCGGGGGCUGGGACUCAGCAUCGUUGGGAAGAGAGACUUAACGACUGUGUGUGGAUGUGCAAGGAGUGGCAGUGGUGUGUUUAUCUCUGAGGUGGUCAGAGGGGGCGCCGCUAAGCUGGACGGUCGUCUGAUGCAGGGAGAUCAGAUCAUGUCAGUCAACGGAGAAGACACAAGACAUGCCUCCCAGGAAACUGUCGCUGCAAUACUGAAGUGUGCUCGAGGUCUGGUCCUGUUGGAGCUCGGACGACUCAAAGCUGCAUCCUGGAUCACCUCCAGACGCAACUCACAAGGAAGCCAGAUGAGUCACGUGAGUGGGAACAGCUCAGGCAUUGUGGCUCCACCCCUCACACAUACCUCAACAUCACCUGACCCUGUGAACUCUGACCCCCCGACAAUGACCCCCACUGGCUUAUUGCCCCUUAACAACAACAUGGAGACCACCAGUGACAUCACUUCCUCCUCUAACAACACAGGGGUAGAUGCUGGUAUCCGAACAGUGGAGAUCACACGGACUGUCAGUGACUCUCUCGGGGUGAGCAUAGCUGGGGGGAAGGGCAGCCCGCUGGGUGACAUACCCAUCUUCAUCGCCAUGAUUCAGGCCAACGGUGUCGCUGCCAAAACGCACAAACUAAAGGUGGGGGACAGGAUCGUCAGUAUUAACAGUCAGUCUGUGGACGGUCUGUCGCACAGCGAGGCCGUCAGCAUGCUGAAGAACAGCUACGGAAAAAUCAGCCUGAAGGUGGUAGCAGACACUAACAUCAGCGCCAUCGCCACUCAGGUGGAGAGUUUGACCAGCGGCUCCAUUCUGUCAGCACACACAGCCGAGCCAGAGUCCCCACGGCCCCGCAGCAUCAGUCUGGUGAAAGGAUCUGAGGGACUUGGCUUCAGCAUCGUUGGAGGAUUCGGCAGUCCACAUGGAGACCUGCCCAUCUACGUCAAGACCGUCUUUAGCAAGGGCACGGCGGCUGUGGACGGGCGUUUGAAACGAGGAGACCAGAUCCUGUCUGUGAAUGGAGAGAGUCUGCAGGGGGCCACGCACGAGCAGGCCGUCAGCAUCCUGAAGAGACAGAGAGGAACCGUCACACUGGACAUCCUGUCAUAACACACACACACACACAUACACACACACACACACACACACACACACACACACACACACACACACACACACACACACUUUGCAUGCAUACACACUCUUUUGACUCUUGGACUACAAAUAAUUGUGGAUCAAGAACUCUGAACUUUCCAUUUUGCAAAAACAAAGCAACAGCAUCAGACGGUGUCAACAUACACACACACACACACACACACACACGCACACACACACACACACACACACACACACACACACACACACACACGCACACACACACACACACACACACUUCCUGUGGGUGAAAACGCCGAUGUCUGUGUGUCUUACUUUAAUACCUUAAACAGAGUUUCUUAACUUUGGGGUCGGGGGCCAUAGAUGUGAUCCUGAGAAACAUGUGACACCAAAACAUCUUUAACUCGACAACUAUAACACAUUUUAGCGUGAAUGUUUGAACUACAUCUUAUCCAUAAAAUAGAUGGAAUAUUUUAGCCAAAACCAUAACCUCAUGGUGACACCAUAGAGUCUGGGAUUCAUCAUCUGAGUCACAUGAAUGACAAAAUGGCAAAUCCAUCCAACGGUCUCAAAUACGUUUUAGUUAGCUAGUGCUAACCACAAAAAUGGAAAUACUUGUACAUGGCAUCCCCAGACAGAAAGGUUAAGAAAACUCUGUUACUAAACACACUACCAACUCAGAAUAACAUCUAAAAACAAAACACUAUCAAUAUGGAGUCACGUUGGAGCAACAUUUAAAUCCAACCUGUGCUGGUGAAUGCAGUCAUACACAUAGACAACUUUAUAAUCCAGAGGAACAAAAGGGAGGGGAAAUAUGUUUUCUCUGACACUGCUGCUCACGUUAGCUUAUCAUCUCCUCUGUGGUCCAAGACUGGUGAAGUGUUAGCCUCAGAGGAAGAGUUACUUUAAAUAUGGAAGCCACCAGAAGGGAGAGUGUAGACUUUAACACCACUGAUUGUUCCAACACUAAAACAGAAACAGCUGUUAUAGAUAAGAAAACUAGUCAUCAAAAUGGAAGAACACUGUAUUUUCAAACAUGGUAAUGGAAAUGUGGGACUUUAAUUUAAAAUAUCUCUUACAUCUUUGGCACAAAUAUAAUAUUUAAUUUCAAUUUAAUUGAAAAAUGUUACUAACAUAUUUGCAGUCCCAGACUUCUACAAAUUUAAAAAUACUUCGUUAUCAGAUUGCACAUGUCUUUUUUCUGUGGAAUAUGUCCAUGGUUUAUUGUUUUCAGUUCAACAUUUUCAGAGAAAUCUUAAGUUUCUUAUUUAGAAAAUUAUAUUAAACAAAAAACAAACUGAACAUUGAAAACUAUGAUCCGUAAUAGAGACACUGUUUGAUGUGAUAAAGUGUCCCUACAGUAUGUAUACAAAACAUAUCCUGAAGUUUUCCAUAAAUGUUCUGUUUAAUCACAGUUAAGUUAAAGUUUUUGAUUUAAUUAUUCGGUUCUCAUAAAAAGUGCUAUAUUUUGAUAAACUUUUAAUUUCUCAUACAAAUGCAUUUUUCUUCCAGUAAUAAAUCCAUACUGACACACAAAAGAGAACAUUAUAUAAAUGUUAAUGCUCAUGUGUCUCCAUGGAGAUGAUUCUCAGGACUUGGUGGGCUUGGAGAUCCCCUGUGGCCCCGGCAACAGAUACAGUGUCUUCCACAUGAUGUUAUCAUGGAAAGAAAGAUUAUAAUAACAAUGAUCCGUGGAGAUUAUAUAUUGGCUUUCUAGAUGUAGACGUCAAUAAAAGCAACAGACUGACAAAUAAAGUAAAGGGAUCUUCACUUAGCCGUUUAAGAUAUCAGUUUCAUCUCUGGUUAGCCUUGCUUUGCACAAAGACUGAAAGGAAACUAUUAGCCUAGCUUAUUUGACGGAAAAACCCCUUCAACAACACCAAAGUAGAUUAUAUUUAGAAACAUAUAUCUAUUUAGUUAACACUCACGUUAGCACGUUUGAAUUGAUGAACACCUGCUGCAACCUUAUUCUUAGCUAGCAUAGUACUUUAGCUUUAACAGCUAGCUGGUUGAAAAGACAACAUUUAAAUUGGCUAAUAUUCUAAACUGCCAAAAUGUUCCCUUUUCUUCAUUUAAAGUAAGUAAUAUUUAUAUAUAACCUGUGUUACUUAUAAAUGUUGAAAGCUAUCCCUAAUAUUAGAGAAGGUAGGUUUCCAUAAAAAGCUAAUGAACAUAGCCUUAGUUUAGAGGGAGAACAAGAGGACGGUCCAACAUGUCACUGUUGCUUUUAAUCUUAAAUUCUACAACGAGAAGGUAGUUGUUUCUUCGGAACAUCAACUUCUAGUAUUGCUAACGUCUGGUACCACAUUUUGAUGUGUAAGUGAAGUAUUUAGCAGCAGCUGUAGGCGUCAGGGUGGAGAACAGUUUGUCUCCGCAGGGUCCUGUGAUAAACAUAUCAAUCAAUUACAAAAUGCUCAGCUUUUUUGUUGUCAUAAUUACUGUCUUAAUUGUUGCUACUUUUAUUUGUAGUUGUCAAAGUUGAUUAACUGUAAUUUAUUUUUGCCGGAAAUUAACGAUGUCUUUUUUUGUUAAUAUGAGCACCGAUCAGUUUGUGCCAGUGUCUGAAUAAUUGUGUGAACAGUCAGAAACCCUGCAGCUUUGGUUAGCCUUCACACCGGUCUCUUUCAGAGUCGCUGCCAAAAACCAGCUGAGGUUGCACUUUAUUUUACGUAAUUUCCUAAUCAUUUCAUGUCCUGUCAUUGGUACUAUUUGCAGAAAAUAAGAUCUUGUAGUCAGAGCACAAUAAAAAAAUAAUGAAUUGACA